Messenger RNA from Prorocentrum cordatum, 489 nucleotides. Lineage: Eukaryota; Dinophyceae; Prorocentrales; Prorocentraceae. The record is from the annotation of a GenBank genome assembly.
AUGGAGUGCCCCGGCGACUGCGACGAGGUGGCGGUGGCGGUGGGGGCGGGCCCCGCCCCAGCCCUCGACGCGGGCGGCUUCCGCGCCUACGCGGACCACCUCUGCGUGUCGUUCGGGGCGAGCCACGGCAGCCUCGCGUGGCCGCAGGGGCCCCCGGGGCCCGAGGCGGGGGUGCCGCAGCUGCUGUGCCGGGCCUGCCGGCAGCCCGUGUUGCCCCUGCUGCCUGGCCGGCAGGGCCUCCUGCUGCCCUCGGGGAGCUGGCAGGCUUGCCUGGAGAGCCUCGCGUGCGAGGAGUGCCGUCCCCUGCAGGAGGGCCCUGGCGAGCCGGCCAUGGACCCGGGCAGGGUGUACGUCUCGCCGCAGUGCCUGCUGGCGCGCGGCGCCGACCUGGCGGGCACGGCGUCCGAGGGCCCGGACGGCCUCGUGCGCUGCGGCUGCGGGGCCGUCGUCGGCGAGGUGGCUCCAAGAGGGCCUCAUCUUAUGGCAUAA